This is a messenger RNA of Fusarium odoratissimum NRRL 54006, 3537 nucleotides long. RefSeq lists its product as uncharacterized. Gene Ontology annotation, cellular component: lipid droplet. The record is from RefSeq and is a predicted model, not a curated record. Gene Ontology annotation, biological process: lipid storage. The coding region runs from base 86 to 1033 and encodes 315 amino acids. NCBI's taxonomy places the organism in Eukaryota, Fungi, Ascomycota, Sordariomycetes, Hypocreales, Nectriaceae. Gene Ontology annotation, molecular function: lipase activity. The transcript is spliced from 3 exons.
CGAAAACUCCGCCGAUAGAUUUCGUCAUCCCUUAUCUCUAUUAUCACAGCUUCACUUCAACAUUUACCAAACUCAGCAACAUAUAAUGGCACCUCAAAUAUGGCUGCCUUCAGAGCGCUCUGGAGGAGCUCCAAAAAAAGCGCUCAUUCACUAUAUCUGUGGUAACCCGGGCCUCAUUGAAUACUACACCGACUUCCUCAGCCAUGUACGCGGGCUUUUGGACAAGAUCGAAACGGACACUGCUUAUGACAUCUACGGCACAAACUUGCUCGGCUUCAGCGACGACGACCAUGAGCCUUUCAAUUCCAAAAACAAACCUUGGGAUCUGGAGGGUCAGAUUGAGGGUAUGUACGACAUCGUUGCGGCUAAAGGAAAAGGUUACGACUUUGUGAUUCUCACGGGCCAUUCUGUCGGGUCAUUCAUCACUGUUGAGAUCUUCCAUCGCCAUAUGAAGAAUCCGGAGAGAGCACCGCAUCUGAAGCUUCGACAUGGAUUCCUGAUAUGUCCAACGCUUACGCACCUCGCUCGAUCAUCUAAUGGUGUACAAUUCGAGUUAUUGCGUCGUUUCAUUCCCUUCCUCGACACUGCAGCUUGUUUACUCGCACGUCUUCUCCUUGGUCUUCUGAGUGUCGCAAGCGUGACAUGGAUCGUUCAACGUCUUCUGGGCUUUACGCCUGCGAGCGCAGACAUCACUGCACGAUGGUUGAAGAGCAGAGAUGGCGUGUUGCAGGCAGUUCAUCUGGGAUUGACGGAGCUGGAGAUGAUAACUGAGGAGAAAUGGAACGAUGAUCUAUGGGAUGCGACUGGAGAAGAGAAUGGAGUACCGAAAUUCUUCUUGUUCUAUGCCAAGAAAGAUCACUGGAUUCAUGAUGCCGAGAGGGAGGGCAUCGUGGAGAAGAGAGGAGGUAAAGCGAGGAUUGUGCAGGAUGAAGGGGAUAUUCCUCACGCUUUUUGCACGAGAGAGGACGCAAGCUUAGAAGUUGCAAGAAGAGUCUGCGGUUGGGUCGAAGAGAUCGAAGCAGCCAAGAAGUGAAACGAGGUGAAACAAACUUGGGUCAAGAAUACGGGGCCCAGUCCUUUGUUCAAGGGCCUUUUGACAAACAAUAAUAGACGUGUACAGUGAGCAUUGGCCCAUAACUGAACAUCACGAAGCUGACCCCAAAGACUAGACAAGUUUGCCACGAACUUAUGCAUAAUAGAAAUGAUUUCCAUUGGAUCUCGAUCGAAACUAUAUUAUCAACCACAUAAUGAAUGGUUGGCCUUGUCUAUUUACGGCGUGACAUCGCUUGCUGCACUCCCCGCAUGAGGCCGCGUAAGGUUUUCGGGCCCCGGUGCUACCAGAAACGGCGACAGACGUCGACCACUUUUACUUGGAGAUGACUCGUCAUGUUUUUGCUUGGGCUACUUCUAGAAGUUUGUUGAUUCAUGACUUUCGAUUACAGUUUUGAAUUCACGAUCAAUCAGGGCAGAGAAAUGAGACAAGUGUCACUGGUAUAUUUGCUAUAUUCUGGUGGUUCAAGACCAUUAAUUAUUAACCCGUGAUAUCAAUCACAAAUCCGAAUCCAAUUCCCAUGUACACAUAUCCCAUUCCUCCUCAUCACUUUCCUUUCAACUCGUAACAAUGCCUCUCAUCUCAAUGUGCAGACUGAGUAGUCUUUUCACAAUGAGGAAAAUUGGCGUCUCAUAAUUGACUCCAUUUACAGAGCAAGGGCCAUGAGGGCAGCCAUGGCCAUGGCGCCGAGACCCUUGAGGCCAGCAGCGCUGUUCUCGCCGACGCCUGAGGGAGCGGGAGUGCUGGUGGCACUGCCGGCAGCCUCGGACUUGGUGGUGGGAGUCUCGAUGACGGGGGGAACAGCGGUGGUCUUGCUCUCAACGACAGGAGGGACAGUGGUGGUCUCGACGGCGGUGGUCUCAACAGCAGUGGUCUCGACGGCAACGGCGCUGGUGGUGACGACAACCUUGGUGGAGGUCUCGGCCUUGGUGGUGUCAGCCUUGGAGGACCCCUCGGAGCCGCUGCCGGCCUCGGGGUUGUCGCAGAGCUUCUCAGUAGCGGGGAGAACCUCGUCUGAGAUGAGUCAGUAUAUGAAUGUCUUAUCAGGUAUUGGUGAUUUGAAACUUACUGAUGGCAACGUCGGAACCACACUUGGUGAUCACACAAGAGGUAGCGGCGCUUCGGACAUCGUCGAAGUUCUUGCAGACGCAGGUGAGAUCGGUCUUGUCACACUUGGUCUUGCUGGCGAUGGCAUCGUCAAGGCAAGGAAUAGCGCACUUGGGAACGUCGCCGAGGGACUGAGCCGAGACGGCGGCGGCGAGGGCAGCAAUAGCGAAAGAGUACUUCAUUUUGAAGGUUGUUCUUGGUUGUCUUUAAGUUGAUAAACUUGUUGAUAUGCGAGAAGACACAACGAGUGUAGAGAGGCAAGGCUGAAGCUGAUGCUGAAUUGGUCCAAUGGAAGCGAGUGGAUGAGGAGGAAAAGAAAGAAGGAAGCUUGAGAGAUGGAUGAGAAGAGGCUUUAUGUAUCUGAAGAUUGGAAAGGGAAUCAACAAGUCAACUCGACUUGGUUAGAGCGUCACGGUGCCGUUGCCCGUUAACCAUUACAGGAAAGACCAGCCUCUUUUCCUGCAGACUUGCAGGUCAACUUCUUGUUCUUGAUUCUGAUCCUCGUCCUUUCUGGAGUCUAGUGUGAGUGGACUCGGGGGGGUCGGGAUACGCUGCGACGAGCCGGAAGCUGAAGUGGACGAAUGGGAGGUUCAAAGAAGGACAGGGAACUCUUACCAGGGAGGGGGUGCUAGCCACGGGGGUUUCUAUUCUCGCUGUGGUAACUAACUGAGGGCGUGUAAGAGCUUUUGUUAUGCCGUUGUGAGAGCGGGGCGGGCUUCCGGAUUCGAUACACACGGCCGAAUAGAUCGACGAGGGGUGAUGCCAAAGUCCGGGGGCGAGAUGCGGAGAUGGGUAUAGCGCUAGGGCAUGUGAAGUUCUCGGUUCUCUCUCAGACUCUUGAGAAUGAACUUUUCGGAGAUUGAGCUCGAAAAAGAACAUGGACGAACUGUCUAGUUCAUCAAAGCAGAAAAAAAGCUGGAGAUUUCGAUCCACCCCCGGAUAUUGGACAAUGCUCCCCUUUUUUUCAUUGAGAUUUAUUAUUACGAUCUCCGGGGUAAAAAAGCUUCAAUACCUGGCAUUGGAGAAGAGAAAAUAUGUACUGUAACAGUUGCAGUGAGUUGACGCCAUUAGGAGAAUCCUUCAACGGGGACUUUGGACUUGGACUUGGCCAAGUCACAUGCUGGACUACAAGGGUAUCCGAGGGCCGAUUGAUGGGGGAGCUUGGAACUAGGCCCGACUUGAGCGGCAAAGCCGAAGAGAAAGAGGAGGAACUAAAUAAAAAGAGGGAAAAGAGAGGCGAAGAAAACAGGUUUGAUGGUGAGGCAACCAUCAUUCAUUGCAAGGCAGGCAAAAAACUUGGGGAUGGGACGCCAAUGAUGCAGGAACAAAAGAUGCUAAUGGGUUGACAGUUGUGACUAGAGUUGAGUUGAUGGUAGGUC